CCUCCAAACCAUAUACUCUAUGUUGAAAAACUAAUCAAACCCCACCACCAUCCAUCCAUCUCCUCUCUCUUCAAUGCUCCAAUUGUGCAAAUGUCAUUCUGACAAGCAAACUCAUCAAAUACCCACCUCCACUCUUCCCCUGAAAAUGGACAACGCUCUGUUUCUCAUUUUUCUCCUCCUCCAAACAUUCUCAAAAGUUUCAAGUUUGGACCUCGGUGUUAGCAUCGGCAUUGGUGGCGGAGGCGGCGGAGGUGUAUGGAUUGGUGGAGGAAUCAGCAGCCCAACAGCCCCAUCUGGGACUUCAUCAUCUUCAAAUCUCAAGAAUGUCUACAUUGCUCUACAGACAUGGAAAUCAUCAAUUACAGAUGACCCACAAAGGGUUUUAGAGACAUGGGUUGGGUCAAAUGUGUGUUCUUACAAAGGGAUCUUCUGUGCAGAUCUUCAAAAUGAGUUUCAUGAGCUAAGAACAGCCAUUGUUGGGAUAGAUCUGAACUCUGCAAAUCUCCAAGGCACACUUGUCAAAGAACUCUCUUUCCUCACUGAUCUAUCUCUUCUUCACUUAAACAGUAAUAGAUUCACAGGCACAAUCCCAAACACUUUCCAAUACCUCUCAUCACUCAAAGAGUUAGACCUAAGCAACAACCACUUCUCUGGCCCAUUCCCAACCCCAACUCUGUUCAUCCCUAACCUCCUCUACCUAGACCUCAGAUUCAACAAUUUUUCAGGACCCAUUCCUGAAUCCCUCUUCGACGCAAGAUUUGAUGCAAUCUUUCUCAACAACAACAAUUUUGAUGGUCCAUUGCCUUCUAAUUUGGGGAAUUCACUAGCCUCUGUGAUCAAUUUGGCAAACAACAAGUUUACUGGUUCAAUCCCAUUCAGUUUUGGCCUAAUGGAUAGUCCUAAAUUGAAGGAAAUUCUGUUUCUGAACAACCAAUUGAGUGGUUGUAUUCCUGAGGGGAUUGGGUUGUGGCAAGGCUUGCAGGUUUUGGAUUUGAGCUUCAAUUCACUGAUGGGUCAGUUGCCAGACUCUUUGUCCUGUUUGACUGAAAUUGAAAUUCUCAACUUGGCACACAACAGGUUUUAUGGGGAGGUGCCAGAUUUGGUUUGCUCAUCACUGAGAGGGCUGAGGAAUUUGAGUUUGGCUGUCAAUUUCUUUUCUGGGUUCAGCCAAGAAUGUGAUAAGUUGGUGUUUAGGAAUGUGGGUUUUGAUUUCUCUUUGAAUUGUAUCCCUGGGAGGGGUAUGCAGAGGCCUGAACCAGAGUGCUCUGUGAUCCCUGGUGGUGGGUUGAGUUGCCUUAGAAUUCCUGCUUUGAGUCCUCUUGUUUGUGGGACAUUGUUUGAAACUCAAGAGACCAGUCUUAGCCCUCCUCCUCCAUGAGAGAGAGACAGCCACGAGAGGGGGUAUAGGCUGGGAUUCUCUGUCUCCAAAUCUUUAUCCUCUGUCUCUAAGUAUCCACUGUUAUUGGAUUGUGUUUUGAGAUUUCUGCAUUUGGAGAUUCUCACACUAAAUGUUUUGGGACUGAAGGGUUGGUGAGAUUUGGAGACAAAAGAUUUUUGACGGAAUCUUCUAUCUCCAAAUCUCUUUCUGUCUCAAAAUAUUUAUAAUUAAAUCGUGUAUUAUUUUUUUUGUGUUUCGAUAAUUUUAGUGAUUAAUGAUGUUGAAUAUUUUGAGAUCGAGGGAUAAAAGGUUCUGAAAACAGUAGAUAUGGCAGUCAGUUAUGACUCAGCGCGCUUUCUAAUUUGUUUAUAUGUGUGUUGUAUGGAUAAGGCAUGUCCAGAAAGCAAUAUUAAUGGAUUUAUUUUAGUAUGCUCUGUUCAA
Messenger RNA from Camellia sinensis, 1819 nucleotides. RefSeq names its product leucine-rich repeat extensin-like protein 7. Gene Ontology annotation, molecular function: protein binding. The record is from RefSeq and is a predicted model, not a curated record. Lineage: Eukaryota; Viridiplantae; Streptophyta; Magnoliopsida; Ericales; Theaceae.